AUGAGUAGUGAUAAACAACAUUACAAUAAAAAGAAUAUGGGUAUUAAACAAUUUCCAAAGGAUUGUAUCUCACAAGCAUCAAUAAUCACUUCUAUUGACCUUUCAAAUAAUGAGAUUAUAAAUCUCCCUAAAGAAAUGGGACCUUUUAAAGUAUUAACUCAUUUCAGAAUGAUGGCAAAUAAAGUAUCAUCUUUGCCACUUAGUUUUACUACAUUAACUAAUCUUAGACAUCUUGAUUUAAAUGCAAAUUGUUUUACUGAAUUUCCAACACAAAUAACAUCAUUAACGAAUUUAGAAGAAAUCCAAAUGAUUCAAAAUCAAUUAACAUCAAUACCUGAUUGUAUUGGUAAUUUAGUUAAACUACAAAGAAUUUCAUUUACUGCCAAUUUUUUAAAAUCAUUACCAAAAGGAUUAGCUAAAUGUGUUGAUAUGAAUUAUAUUGAAUUAACAAGUAAUGAAUUUGAAGAAUUUCCUGACGUAAUUUGUGAAUUAAGAAAAGUAACAAUUUUAAUGCUUCAACAAAACCGAAUUAAAGAAGUACCUGAUUCUAUAAGUAAAUUGGAAAAAUUGAGUGGAUUAUAUUUAUCAUCUAAUAAUUUUGGUAAAUUUCCUGAGUCAGUUUGUACUAUUCCUUCAUUAACACAAUUAGAAUUAGAUAAUAAUAACUUUGUUGAUAUACCUGAUUCUCUUUCACAAUUAACAAAGUUAAAAACAUUAAUUAUUAAUAAAUCAUUUAUUUCAUGUUUAAAUUCAGUAGAUAUGAUGUCAAAUUUAUGUCAAAUUGUGUUGAGUGAUACAAAAUGUAUGUUUCUUCCAGACCUUUCACAAAAUAGUAAAUUAACAUCAUUAAAUGUUAUUCGUGGAUAUUUAAAUGAAGUCAAAUCACUCCCACCAAAUUGUUCAUGUAGAUUUUCUAAUAAUCAAAUAGAAUCAAUUGAACUUCCAGAAAAUGGAGUUCUCCAAUAUAUGAUUCUUUCAAAUAAUAGAUUAAAAGUAUCACCAAAUCUUUCAAUGCUUUCUAAAAUUUCUCGUCUUGAUAUUUCUCAAAAUAGAAUUACUCGAUUUAAUGAAAAUACAUGUCAUCCUACUUUACAACAAUUAGAUAUUAGUUGUAAUCCAUUAGUUGAAUUUCCUGUAUGUAUUACUAAAUGCCAAUCAUUAAAAAUUCUUAAUCUUUCUGAUUGUCAUUUAUAUGAUAUUCCCUCUAAUGUUCUUUCUUCAUUAAGUAAUUUAGAAACUUUAUAUAUUGGAUGUAAUCAUCUUAGUUCAUUAGAAAGUCUUUCUGUCUUAAAAAAAUUGAGAGCAUUAUAUUUACAGUCAAAUAAUCUUCUUCAUUUUCCACAAAGUAUAUUUGAUUUAAUUACAUUAAAGACACUAUUUGUAUCCAAUAAUUAUAUCACAACUAUUCCAAAUGAAAUCUCUCAAUUAACUCAAUUAGAACAACUAGCCCCCUGA
This is a messenger RNA of Entamoeba histolytica HM-1:IMSS, 1455 nucleotides long. RefSeq lists its product as uncharacterized. Gene Ontology annotation, molecular function: protein binding. Lineage: Eukaryota; Evosea; Mastigamoebida; Endamoebidae. The coding region runs from base 1 to 1455 and encodes 484 amino acids. The transcript is spliced from 2 exons. The record is from RefSeq and is a predicted model, not a curated record.